Phaeodactylum tricornutum CCAP 1055/1 is the source of this 1065-nucleotide messenger RNA. RefSeq lists its product with no specific name. NCBI's taxonomy places the organism in Eukaryota, Bacillariophyta, Bacillariophyceae, Surirellales, Neidiaceae. The coding region runs from base 1 to 1065 and encodes 354 amino acids. The record is from RefSeq and is a predicted model, not a curated record. The transcript has a single exon.
AUGUUGUUGCCGGUGUGUCUCAAAAGGCCGCCCCUGCAAGGCUUUGCCUUCGCCGUCGCCAUUUUGACCUUCGAUCUGUUGUGGAAAUUCAGUCAAAUCCAGUGGACUCAAUUGAGUGCCGAGUCCCUAAGAGAGACGCUGGCAUUCGUAGAGAAUAUCACCAUCCACGAAAAUGAGCUCGACUUCGUCAAAACCAACGAGUUGCAUACAACUGGCAGUCUGCGUAAUCUUCGGAUAGCAUUCAUUGGCGAUUCCCUGACUCGCUACCAAUAUCUCAGCUUGGCCUACUAUGCUCAGGCUGGACGGUGGGUACAAGACAGCGACAAGCCCAACCUUUUGGGAACCCCGCGCCAGUUUAAAACAUGGGAGGAAAAUAACAAUUUUACGAUGGCGCAACUAGGAUAUAAGGAGACGUGCAACUGUUAUCGACCGCCUGGGAAGAUCAAUCUGAAAACCUCGUAUCAGAAUCGCUAUUACGCUGACAAGGAGCGCAACGUAUACUUGACGUACAUUACGAAAACAGGAAAACCCGAAGCUCACGGGCACUGGGAUGCAUCGGGUGUCUACGAGCGACAUCAUUUGGAAGCGAAUUCCUCAUCGUAUCUUUGGCGCUUCGAUUGGGCUGAAACAAUUAGCAAUCAUCUUGGUCGUAUGAAUCCAAAGCCCGACUAUGUCGUACUCAACGCGGGUAUUUGGAAAAAUAACGAUCUAACAGCCGAAACCUUCAGAACUAUCCGAAAGGCCUUGAACAACAUGGACAUUAAAGGAAUCUAUAAAACUACCACGCGACGAUCGUUUGAAACAAAAACAUACUCGGAACCACACGAUGUGGAAGGCUGUCGAGUGUUGCACCAUUGCCUGAAUCUUUCUUGGACAGGCAGCUUGCCGUAUCGACGAAAUUAUUGGGAUCCGGUACAUUUUGUGGCUCAUAUCAAUACCCAGUUCAAUUUUCAGUUGUUGGACUUAUUGCAAACCAUACAGAAACAAAAACCCGCCACACCAGAGGAAGUCACAGAUACACAAAUCAAGGGAAGCCUUCGCAUAGAAAAAACAAACACAGAAUAA